AUGGCUACCAAUCCCUCCACCUAUAAGUUGAACCAUACCAUGAUCCGGGUCAAGGACCCGAAACGAUCAUUGGAGUUCUAUAAGUUUCUUGGCAUGAGCUUGAUCAAGAAGAUGGAUUUCCCCGAAUGGAAGUUCACCAACUACUUCCUGACCUAUGACGGUCCCAAGUCACUCCAAGGCGAAACCCACUUUACCGAUCGCAAUGCAAACAUCGAGCUCACCCACAACUACGGCACCGAAGAUGACCCCAACUACAGUGUCGUGAAUGGUAACACCGAGCCAUACCGGGGCUUUGGUCACCUUUGCAUUUCGGUUGACAACAUCGAGGCUGCCUGCAAGCGCAUUGAGGAUGCUGGUUACCCAUUCCAGAAGAAGCUGACCGAGGGUCGCAUGCGCCACAUUGCUUUUGCCAAGGACCCCGAUGGAUAUUGGGUUGAGAUCAUUCGUCGUAGCGAUGAGGAUCAGUCCCCCACCACCGAUCCCUCGAGCUACCGCCUUAACCACACUAUGCUCCGUGUCAAGGAUGCCGAGGCCAGUCUGAAGUACUACCAGGAGUCCCUGGGAAUGACCCUGGUCCGCACCGUUGAGAACCCCGAUAACAAGUUCAACCUUUACUUUUUGGGUUAUCCGGCUUCCAACCCUCCAGUCAAGGAUGGUGUUAAGAAUGCCGUGGCUGAGUGGGAGGGUCUGCUCGAGUUGACCUGGAAUUAUGGCACAGAGAAGCAGGAGGGCCCUGUUUACCAUAACGGAAACGCCGAACCCCAGGGAUUCGGCCACAUUUGUAUUUCUGUGGAUGAUCUCGAAGCGGCCUGUGAGAGAUUUGAGUCUCUUGGUAUUCCCUGGAAGAAGCGCCUGACCGACGGUCGCAUGCACAAUGUGGCAUUCCUGCUCGAUCCCGAUCAGUACUGGGUAGAGGUGAUCCAGAACGAGCGGUUCAAGCCCAGUGCUAACUGGUAA
This is a messenger RNA of Penicillium malachiteum, 957 nucleotides long. Its product is annotated as lactoylglutathione lyase GLO1. The coding region runs from base 1 to 957 and encodes 318 amino acids. Lineage: Eukaryota; Fungi; Ascomycota; Eurotiomycetes; Eurotiales; Aspergillaceae. The transcript is spliced from 3 exons. The record is from RefSeq and is a predicted model, not a curated record. Gene Ontology annotation, molecular function: metal ion binding; lactoylglutathione lyase activity.